Solanum dulcamara is the source of this 837-nucleotide messenger RNA. RefSeq lists its product as uncharacterized. The record is from RefSeq and is a predicted model, not a curated record. Gene Ontology annotation, molecular function: catalytic activity. Bases 1 to 837 code for a protein of 278 amino acids. The transcript has 3 exons. Gene Ontology annotation, biological process: chromatin remodeling. Lineage: Eukaryota; Viridiplantae; Streptophyta; Magnoliopsida; Solanales; Solanaceae. Gene Ontology annotation, cellular component: nucleus.
AUGUCAGAAAAGACAUUGUGGGAGAUACCCAGUGGAAAAUUCGAGGUGUACUCAAGGAGAUGGUUGAUGGUUUGGGAAACUAGUUGUCACCAGAUAUGCCUGGUGAAUGUUGCCACAGUUCAUAUUGUUUUGGUGGCUUUGGUUACUGAUGGUAGACUAGGGUCAUGUCCUCAAUUGGGGGUGAAGGCGAGGGGAAAUAGUGGUAAGAGGGAGACGGGUUUUCGUAAGUUGAGAGUAGGAUCGUGGAACAUAGGGUCGCUUACAGGAAAGUCCAUAGAGCUAGUGAAGAGUCUUAAGAGGAGAAAGAUUAAUAUAGCCUGUGUUCAGGAGACUAGAUGGGUAGGUUCCAAAGCUCGGGAUGUAGACGGAUUUAAAUUAUGGCACUCAGGAGGCUCAAGGGAUAGGAAUGGAGUAGGUAUUCUAGUCGACGUGGUCCUUAGGGAGUGUGUGAUAGAGGUAAAGAGGAUCAGUGAUACGAUGAUGUUUAUUAAACUAGUUAUAGACAGGCUUUUUGUGAACGUUGUUAGUGCGUAUGCACCCCAUGUGGGUCUGGAUGAAGAAAUCAAAAGGCUCUUUUGGAAGGAUUUGGAUGAAGUAGUGAGAGGUAUACCUAGUACGAAGUUUUUUUUCAUUGGUGGAGAUUUCAAUGGUCAUAUCGGUACAACUUCUAAUGGUUUUGAUGAUGUCCAUGGAGGCUUUGGUUUUGGGGAAAGGAAUGGCGGCGGGGUUUCUCUCUUGGAGUUUGCCAAAGCUUUUGAGUUGGUUAUUGCUAAUUCGUGUUUUUUGAAGAGGGAUAAUCAAUUGGUCACCUUUAGUAGCACGGUAGCUAGGACUUAG